Messenger RNA from Candoia aspera, 2381 nucleotides. RefSeq lists its product as uncharacterized. The coding region runs from base 627 to 2354 and encodes 575 amino acids. The record is from RefSeq and is a predicted model, not a curated record. NCBI's taxonomy places the organism in Eukaryota, Metazoa, Chordata, Lepidosauria, Squamata, Candoiidae. The transcript is spliced from 2 exons.
CUCAAAUGCGGUUCCUUAUGUUCUCACACUACCAGAACCCCUUUUAAAAGGCAACACACAACUGUGCCUGUAUAAUUACGCUCCCUAUAGAAGUGAAUUUAAUUUGCCUUGAGUUAAUGUAUGGCACUGGCUUGCUUCAUACAACCUGCUUGAGUCUAAGCCCAGGAUAACACAACCCAUACUACAUACGGCAUCGUCACACAUUAUACGAUGCUAAGACAAUGGCUGGAUUCCCACAAUAUGCUUGAGACACAAACUGUCCAGCCCUAUUUUAGGACAGGCAACUGCUCAGCUUCUAUCUGUACUUAAUGGAAUCCAUUCACCAAAUAGGGUGAAGGUUGUCUUAGUAGAGAACCAAACCUGUCAUCUACUCUCCCAGAUGUGUGCAAAGCUUUGUUGCUAGUUGUAACUAUUUACGUGACUGUAUCAAGAACAAAAAUACAUUUCUUCAAAAUUUAAACUGAUCAGAAUAACCUAAGGAGCAGUGUCUCAAGAAUGACUCUCUGGACAUUGAAUAUGAAAAAUAAGACAGCUGCCAGACUUUACCUUAAACAGGCCGCAUCCUUCAACCUAUAUCAGUUUUGUAUUCCCAGGACUCAGCUUUUGAGCCACGCUGAAGAUAGAAAAUGCCUAAACGAAAAUGUGUCUUUACCGAAAAACUGAAGCAGAAAUAUCCUCAUUUUCGCAAAGGUAGAGAUGACUAUGAAGCAGAGUGCUUGGUCUGCAAAGCUGGCACGUUUGUGUCAGUUGCACAUAAAGGUGCCAGUGACCUGGAGUAUCACAUGUCCUCUGAAAAGCACAAGAAAGCCCUUGGAGGAGACAGUUGGUCUGCAAAGCUGACUGAGUUUUUUGUGAACCCAGGCACCAAAGCAGAGGACGCUCUUGCUGCAGCUGACAGCACUCUAGCGUUCCACACUAUCCCAAAUCACAACAGCUACAAAUCAAUGGACAGAACCUCCGACUUACUAAGAAAAUUAUUUCCUGAUGCAGACAUAGCUCAAAAAUUUUCCAACACCCAAACGAAGACCGAACCUAUUGAGAACUCUCUGCUUGCCCAGCAUGCAGUCAACAUUGACCUGAAGGCACUUGAGGAAAAUUGCAUCCCUUUCUGUGGAGUGGCUAUGGAUGACAGCAAUCACAGUGCAGUGAAAAUGUUUCCCGUACUUAUCCAAUAUUAUGACUACAGGAAUGGUGGCUUGAGAACCAAACUCCUAGAACUUCAGGAAACAGCCACUGAGACGGGCGAUGCCGUUUCAGACUACCUUGUCAGAGUUCUCAAGAAAUACGGAUUGCUCCAGAAGUGUGUGGCGUUUGCAGGGGACAACUGCAACACCAUGAUUGGUGGGCUUCGGCAAGAUGACGCAGCAAGGAGUAUCUUCACCAAGUUGAAGAAAGCACUCCAGAGAGAGUCGUUAAUUGGGGUGUACUGCCCUGCCCACAUUUUGCACAACUGCAUCCAUCACGGAGCAGACACCCUCGAUGUGGACAUUGAGCACAUCAUUCUGAAGAUCUACCAGUACUUCCACAUCUACACGGUACGGACUGAGCUCCUACAAGAAUACUGUGAGUUUGUCGAGGUGGAGUAUAAAAGACUGCUCUCCCACAGCAAGACUCGGUGGCUGUCCUUAUUCCCUGGCAUCACAAAACUGCUUCAGGUGUAUCCAGCCUUGAAGUCCUUCUUCUUGGCCCAGAGCAAUCCACCUACUGUGCUCAGGAACUUUUUUGAGGACGAGUUCGGUGAGCUGUACCUUUGGCACAUGCAUUCGCUCAUGAACGCAUUCCAUUUACACAUUGAAGAGAUGGAACGGGAAAAUAACUCCCUUGUGGAAGUGAUGAAGACGUUGGACUCCGUGCACACCAUCCUGCUUGAUCGUAGAGCUCAGAACUUCAUGUCCCUCACGGUGAAGGGGAUGCUCGCGGAGAAGCGCAAGGAGGGGCUAGAGGCAGCGUGCGAUGCUUUCUCUGACGCAGUGCAUCGCCUCUACAGUAACUGCAUAGAAUACCUGGAGAUGUGGAUGGCAUCUCUGCAGGAGUUUUCCUGCUUCACGUGGAUGGCUCUCAGUGAUACGCCAAGCUGGAGUGAUGUGGAGGCAUGCAUAACGUACUUAAUUGAAAAGGGUGUAGCUGUUGAUGACAUCAAGUGUUUUGAUCAGUUCAACAAUUUGAAAAAAUUUGUUGAGGCUUCCAGUGAUGAAGAAGAGUUCCAACAUCUGCUUUCACACCAAAAAUGGACCAAAUAUUUCCUGAAAGCUAAAGCCAUUGAAUGCUAUUCAGAGCUGUUAAAAAUUGCCCAGUUCUUCUUUGCAAUUCCUCCACACAGUGUAUAUAUGGAAUGGAGUGCUUCUGUUCACUGAUACAAAGCCUGUAGGUAAAGGAAAGGG